Aegilops tauschii subsp. strangulata is the source of this 2456-nucleotide messenger RNA. Lineage: Eukaryota; Viridiplantae; Streptophyta; Magnoliopsida; Poales; Poaceae. The record is from RefSeq and is a predicted model, not a curated record.
ACUGUAGCGUUUCCUUUUUCUGUUACUGUGUUUCCGUCACCUGUUGUCAGCUAGGCUAUAUAAGCCAGCGCCCCGGGUUGUAAGGGUAUGCAUUAUUUGUGUCAUGAACUACUCCUAUACUUUACACCUAAUACAGGGCAUAUUCGAGUUUGAUACCACCAACACGCGUCCCAGCGACGAACCCUAGUUCCUCAAUCCUCAAUUUUCCUCUCGAUCUCGACAUGGGGCAUGACACUUUCUGCCAAUUCUACGCCAUCAGCCAACACAUGCAGCUGCCUUAAUCAGCAGCGAUUUCCCAGGCCCAGCCACCGCAUGCACAGCACGACUGUGCAUGGCGGGCAGAUUUUAUUUGGAUGUAGUAGUACGUUUGACUUAAGAAAAAUGUUACUCCUACAUGCGGACUAAAAAGAAGGGAAUUGCUACUUUUCAUACGGAUGAAAUUUAUUGGCUUUCAGUCGUUUUUUGAGACGUGCGAUCUCUGUCGCGAGAUUCGUGCUUUUUUUUCGCCGUUUGCUGGCGCUGAGUUUCUUAUCGGGCCCGCUUGUGAGUAUUUUGCAGACCCGUUAGUACCCGCUCGCUGCCGCGCGUCGGUGUUUUUUUCUCUUUCAUUCCUCUGUCUCUUCCCCGCGCCGCUCGAUCCCCUUUUCAUUUCGAACACGUAACCCAGAAGGCAACUGAGACUCUGAGAGAGAUAUCCAUGGCGAUUUGGAGCCCCCCCUCGCCGCUCGUUGGUUGGUGGUGACUCGUCGGCGCUCUCCCACCUGCUGCCCCGCUCCCUCCGCCUCGUCGUUGUUUCUCCAGCCCAAGGCCUGCAGCAUCUCUCCGCCCCGCAUCCACCUUGGCACCAUUAUUUCGCCGCUCGUCGGUUUUGUUCGAUUCGAGUCGCCUGAAGCCGAUGACCGAGGAGAUGACAGUCAAUUUGAUGGUUUACAGAGAGGUGUAGCCUUGAGUGUGGUGUGGUAGGCUGACUGCUGUACCCACGCGACAGGGUGUGUGUGCUCUGUAUUUUUUAGCAUGUCAUGCCGUGUGUGAGAGGGUGUUCUGGAUAGUUUUGCCUGAUAAUGUUAGUUAGUUAUUUUUUUGUAGUUUUUGUGUAAUUUAUUUGUUAGGCACUUUAGUUAUUCAGUUGUAAUAUAAUUCUAAACAAACAUAUGGUAAAUGUUACAGCUAUAUAGCUGUUAGAAAUUUAUGCAUAUGCAUAAAGUUCUUUGCGCUUUUACGGCAGUAGUUUUGUAUUUUUAUGAUUUAGUUCAUGUAUUUUUUGUAUUUGUCUGGCUGAUCUUUGUACGGAUCUGCCUUUGGUGUAUGUAAAUAUUCUUUUUUUGUAUUGUUUUACCUUUCUGCCAUUUCUUCUUAGCAUUUGUUCCUUUCUAUGUGUUUUUAUAUAUUUUGGAAAUAGAUUAAAGUAUGGGUAGAAUCAUGAAGGGUCUUGGUAAGGGCUUUUCUUCUGCUUGCUUUGAAGAGUCUGAUGAUUUGGAUGGGGAUCCUUUUGUCCCCAAUGAUUUCGCCGAGGACGAUUCUUUCCAAGCUUCAGAGGAAGGUUCAAUGGAUGAUCCUGAUUUUGACAAAGCUUUGUAUGAUUUCUAUGUGUCGCAUAAAGCGAAUUGCCUGAAACGGAAGAUAACAGAUGUUGGAGCUCGCAAUGUGAAGCGCACGAGGUCUUCUGAUUUUCCGGUAGCAAAUACAUUCGCUAGAUACUCUAGCAAGUUGUUCUCCACUGUUAUUGUCGGCUUGUCUCCUCGGCAAGUACGUGUUCUUCAGAGAUAUGGGGAAGAUUGCCUUCUCAAAUUUGUGAGGACAGAGGUGCCACUUAGGUUUGUCAAAUGGCUAGCAUCCAAAUUUGAUGUUCGUGCUUCAGUGAUUCAGAUUAGGAAAACGUUUAUUCCGAUUUGCGAAUAUGUCACCCAUGAUAUAUUAGGUCUUCCUGUUGACGGUGAGCCUAUUGUGUCCGAUGCUGAUGCUGGUUGUGAGUUUAUCUUGUCUCAUUUCAAUGUGACUAGCAUCCCACCAGUUUCAUUCUUCUGCAAUAAACUAAAAUCUACCUCUGAAGAAUUGCCCGAUGAAGACAUUUUCAUCUGCUUCAUGUGCAUUGCCUUGUCCACCUUCUUGUGUCCAAAUCCAAUAUUAGUACUCUGUAAUUCUGGAGUUUUUACUGUAAUCCAUGAUGGUUUUCAGUGUAACUAUUAGUUGAUUUUGCUCUGUAAUGCCUAGUGGAAUUACAGUGUACUUUAGUAGGCUUUACAUAGUAAAUCUUAGUGGAUUUACAGUGUAAUUUUACACAGAAUCCUAGUGGAUUUUUAGUGUACUUUUAGCUUAUUUUACAUGUUUUUUCUUAGUGGUAUUGCAGACAUUUUGUUUAGUGGUUUUUGCUGUGUAAUUCUUAGUCGAAUUUUAGUAUUUUUCUCAGUGGAUUUUUUAAUGUUAUUUAAGUGGUAUUUUUACAGUGUAUUUUCCAA